AUUUUAUAUGAAGAAAAUGAGACAUUCGAGGUCGCAGGGCAGAAAGAUCAGCCAGACUUUUAAAUACAAAAAAUGGGAUAGAGAAGACACAGCAAUGCAAUCAAAACUAGCAGAUCCCAACAGAAGUAUCUGAGAGAUUGUCAAUGAGCUCCAUGUUCUCAUUGACCUGAAGCUGACGAAGAUCGAGGAAGACAAGAGAGCUAGGAAGGGGCAGAGAGGAAGAAGGAGUGAGAAGGGAGUGGAGAAGGGAGUGGAGAAGGAAGAGAGGAGAGGGGAGGGGAAGGAGAGUUGUCAAGAGGAUGUUAAGAGGAGGAUAAAGAAGCUUUAUAAGCGGAAUGAAGAGCUUACGUCGAUGCUGAAGAAGAAUAUUAGGGAUAAGAGAAAGUUCUUUUACUCUCAGAAGAAGAAGGAAGAGAGAUCACAACUGACAACUUUUCAAACAAUGAUUAAGGUAGAUACCAGAUUGAGGAAAUUUCGAGAAAAAUUAAAAUAAGUCUUUUUCUCAACAAAGAUCUGUUGAGAGAAAGCGCAAGGAGCGUUCAAAGAAUCUCAAGGCCAAGGCUCUCCAGUCUCAUUAUACAGAUGAUAUAGUUGUACAUCGAGACCUCUCUGAAAACAACAGUGAUAAUUCAAUCAUAAUUAUAUCCAAAACGAAUAGCACAAGAAUUUCUCCAAACAGAGAAAUCAAAUAACCACAUUAAACAAGAAAAAGAACUUCGGAAGAAAAUUGAGCUCCUUUCCGCAAAUCUAGAAGCAAAAAAUGAGAAGAUUAGGAGAAAGAAGAUUCUCUUAAACCAGUUGACACGGAAGAUGGUAAACCGUGGUCUUAAGAAGUCCUUCACAUUAAACACACUACACUUGCCUACAUCCACUACAAAACCAAAUUCCAGGUACAAAUAAUAACCUUAUCUGCGAACAACCCGUUAAAACCCCUUAAAAUCACGGCUAAAUCUCCUCAAAAAUAACUAUUCACAGUCAAAUUUCUCUAAAUUUACAGUACAAAAAUUGUGAAAAGUGCUAAAAUAGGG
Molecule: messenger RNA, 1028 nt
Organism: Moneuplotes crassus
Lineage: Eukaryota; Ciliophora; Spirotrichea; Euplotida; Euplotidae
Source: the annotation of a GenBank genome assembly